This is a messenger RNA of Pistacia vera, 2594 nucleotides long. RefSeq lists its product as uncharacterized. NCBI's taxonomy places the organism in Eukaryota, Viridiplantae, Streptophyta, Magnoliopsida, Sapindales, Anacardiaceae. The record is from RefSeq and is a predicted model, not a curated record.
ACUCGAACUCUCUUGUUCUUGUUCUUGUUUCUGUUUCUGUUUCUGUUUUUUUUUUUUUAAAUGGCUGAAUCCAGGUUUCAACUAUGAAGAUUACUGAAAACCCGUAUUAUUCGGCGACAUCUCCUGCAAGUAAAACCCUAAGGCCGACUUCAGCUUCAGAUCUUAAGCCUACGCGUAAGAAGACCCGGAACCCGAGCCUGACCCGGGUGAGGAAGCCCGGAGCUCCGGGUCGGCGGAGCCGACCCGAGACCCCACUCUUGAAGUGGAAGGUUGAAGAUAAGGAGAGGAAUCGGAAGGUUGAGGUUGAGGAAGAGGAGGUUAAUGAGGAUGGCCGGAGAAGUCGCUGGAAACACCGAAAGGCGGCGGCAGUUGUGUCUGCGAGGAAGCUUGCUGCUGGACUUUGGCGGUUGCAGGGGUCGGAGAAUGGCAGCGGUGGCCGCGGACAGUGUUUGGAUCGGUUAGGGUUUCAGCCUGGUGCUGGACAUGCAGAUGUUCCAUUUCAUGUUCGUCGCAGUGGCAAAGCGUAUGGUUCUGAACCAAAGGAUCCUUUGCAGAGCCCUAGCUCAUCUGUCACUGGUAUCAAGAAUGGAUUCUUGUGUAAGCUCGAGCCUUCUUUUCAGUUCUCCAAUUCUGCAAUGGAGGGGGCAACGAAGUGGGACCCUGUCUGCUUGAAAACAUCAGAUGAGGCACAGCAGAUCUAUAGCAACAUCAAGCCUCUUGACCAACAGGUAAGUGCUGUAUCAGUGGUUGUUGCUCUUGAAGCUGAACUGGAGCAGGUUCGCACACGCAUGCAGGAGCUUGAGACUGAGCGCCGGUCUUCAAAAAAGAAACUUGAGCACUUCUUGAGGAAAGUCAGUGAAGAAAAAGCUGCAUGGCGGAGCAGGGAACAUGAGAAAAUCCGUGUAUUUAUUGAUGACCUCAAAGGUGAGUUGAAUCGAGAAAGGAAAAAUCGCCAAAGAAUAGAAAUUGUCAAUUCCAAAUUAGUUAAUGAGCUGGCAGAUGCAAAGUUAGCAGCAAAGAGGUAUAUGCAGGACUAUGAGAAGGAAAGAAAGGCUAGAGAAUUAAUUGAAGAAGUGUGUGAUGAGCUUGCUAAGGAAAUUGGAGAAGAUAAGGCUGAAGUUGAAGCAUUGAAAAGGGAUUCCAUGAAACUCCGAGAGGAAGCAGAAGAUGAAAGGAAAAUGUUACAGAUGGCAGAGGUCUGGCGUGAAGAACGGGUUCAAAUGAAGCUGGUUGAUGCAAAGGGAGCACUUGAAGAGAAGUAUUCUCAGAUGAACAAACUUGUAGCAGAUCUGGAGACUUUUUUGAGGUCAAAUAGUGCAACCCCAGAUGUUAAAGAGUGGAAAGAAGCCGAGAUGCUUCGACAGGCUGCGGCCUCCAUGAAUAUCCAGGACAUCAAGGAAUUUACAUAUGGGCCGCCCAAUCCAGAUGAUAUUUUCUCUGUUUAUGAAGAUGUUAAUUUUGGUGAACCCAAUGAGAGGGAGAUUGAACAAUGUGUUGCUUACAGUCCCAUCAGCCAUUCCUCAAAAAUUCAUACUGUAAGUCCUGAGGUCAAUGUGGUUAACAGGGAUAGCCUUCAUAGGCAUUCUAAUGCAUAUGUUGAGCAGAAUAUUGAAAUGGAAGAAGAUGAUAGUGGAUGGGAAACUGUGAGCCAUCUUGAUGAUCAAGGCUCAAGUUGUUCGCCUGAAGGGAGUGCAUUAUCUACCAAGAAUCGUCGAUGUACUAAUGUCUCGGGGAGUGGAAUGGAUGGGAUGAUAAUGGAUAUGAAGGAAUCCCCUAUUACUGAAAUCAGUGAAGUAUGCUCGGGCCCAACAAAGAAGAAAGUUUCAUCUAAAGCAAGGCUCUGGAGAUCUGGCCCGAAUAAUGGAGAAAACUAUAAGAUAAUCACGGUUGAGGGAAUGAAGGGUAGGCUUUCAAAUGGGAGAUUAUCUAAUGGGAGUAUUGCAUCACCAGACCGGGGGUCUGGUAAAGGUGGGCUGAGACCUCCGGAUUUGACAGGUCAGUGGAGUUCACCGGACUCAGGAAAUCCUCACAUAACUCGAGGCAAUAAAGGGUGUAUCGAAUGGCCUCGAGGUGCACAGAAGACUAGUUUGAAGGCGAAGCUUUUGGAGGCAAGGAUUGAAAGUCAGAAGCUUCAGCUGCAACAGGUUCUUAAACAGAAGAUUUAGGAGUAGCUAGUGAAUUCGGAUGCCUAAGCUUGCUGAAGGUCACUGGAAACAGCAGUAGUAAUAAGUGAUUUAUCUUUCAACCAUCUAAGGAAACUUAUCUUCCACGAGUUGAAGCUGCUCGAGAGGUUCCUGAAGCUAGAGUUCGUGAAUAAGUACACAAGAUAGAUCUCAUAAACUUGCUCAUGGCCGGGCUCCAACUUUUCUCCUGUACAUCGUGCAAUGCCAAGAGUUUUGUUUCAUAUUAUAUGUCAAAAUUAUUGGAAAUAACUUGUCUUGGUUCAAUGUUGGAUCCUCCCUUGUAAUAAGUUGCUAUAAUUUUAAUCAGUGGUAGUAUGGCAAAUUUCUUUUCCAGUGAUCCAGGGAGCAAGUAGUGCUAUUUGAAUUGUAUCUUUGAAAAUCUGAGUACACCAUCAAUUAAAGUAAAUGUGA